This is a messenger RNA of Anopheles funestus (African malaria mosquito), 1268 nucleotides long. RefSeq names its product dynein axonemal assembly factor 10 (gene Wdr92). The record is from RefSeq and is a predicted model, not a curated record. Bases 159 to 1268 code for a protein of 369 amino acids. Gene Ontology annotation, molecular function: ubiquitin binding. The transcript is spliced from 3 exons. Lineage: Eukaryota; Metazoa; Arthropoda; Insecta; Diptera; Culicidae.
CCGCUUGCAUACGUCCCAGAAUGUGACCAACAAAACGCUCACUGUGCAUCACUACCACGUUCAAACGUGUGUUUAUUUACAAAUCCUAGCAACGACGGUUACCGAUCUUUCGUCGUUCUACGUCCAGCUAGCAUGAACUGCACCAUUGCCUCGCAGCCAUGGAUUCCGUUCAGAUGAUAUCGCACAUAGAAAAAUCGCUCAACUAUUCGGUGUACGACGUGAAAUGGAUUCCCUGUACAGCCAAGUUCGUGGUAGUUGGUUCGAAACCGAAAGGCACGGGAACAGUGCAAAUUUACGAACUAAACCGUGGCACACUCGAUCUAGUCAGAGAGACGGAAAAGGAUAAGUCGAUCAAAUGUUGCUCGUUCGGUGCAUCCAAGCUUCGUACCGAGCUUCUUGCGGUCGGUGAUUUUGCUGGCAAGUUAACGAUUUACGAUCUGGACCGGCUUGAUGCGCCCGUGUAUGAGGUAAACGCUCAUGAAGGAAUCAUCAACACACUCGAUGCAAUCGGUGGUUCGACGGUAAACUGUGGAGCGCCGGAAAUCGUUACAGGUGGGCGUGACGGUACGGUGAAGGUAUGGGAUCCAAGGCAACCGAACGAUCCGGUGGCGAACAUAUGUCCGGCGAGCAGGAAUCUGGACGAACGACGCGACUGUUGGGCGGUUGGGUUUGGAGAUUCGUACAAUCCGGUGGAACGAUUAGUUUGCUCCGGGUACGAUAACGGUGACCUGAAGCUGAUCGACCUGCGCAACUUGAAACUACGCUGGGAAACGAACGUCAAGAAUGGUAUCUGUUCGGUUGAGUUCGAUCGGAAGGAUAUACGCAUGAACAAGCUGGCCGUAAGCACGCUGGAGGGUGGCUUGUUCGUGUACGAUAUGCGGACGCAACAUUCGGAGAAAGGAUUCGCCUCGGUGAGGGAGAAAACCGUUGGCCAAUCGCUCGGUACGAAUGGUGUGAUCAGUGGAGCCAAAUCGACCGUUUGGACUGUGAAGCAUCUGCCACAGAAUAGGGAUAUUUUUGUCACCGGAGGUGGAUCAGGAAACGUUCGCAUAUGGCUUUAUCACUAUCCGGAGAAACGAACCAAAACAUUAGCCGAUGGAGAAGAGCAAGGUGUAGCCGGAUCGUUGGAGAUGCUUCAUGCUACCACUCUUUCCACGCAACCUGUACACACGUUUGACUGGAGCCCCGAUCGACAAGGUUUGGCUGUGUGCGGAUCGUUCGAUCAGACCGUGCGUGUGUUGAUUACUACCAACCUGAACUUACAUUAA